Molecule: messenger RNA, 639 nt
Organism: Perkinsus marinus ATCC 50983
Lineage: Eukaryota; Perkinsozoa; Perkinsida; Perkinsidae
Product: retrovirus polyprotein, putative
Exons: 1
Source: RefSeq, a predicted model, not a curated record
AUGAACGAGCUCGACGACGACGAUAUUGCGGGUGCAAUGCGCUUUGCCAUCCCAGACUUCCGUGCUGAGGAGAGACAGCUCCCUGAGAUUGAUAGAGGAAGGCCCGAGCUGAGGCCUUUCCAGGGACUCUGCGAGAAGUUUGGUCAGCUAUUUUCCCUUCGGCCCGGACAAUGCGAUAAGGUACAGCACCGGGUGAAUACCCAUGACGACACCCCGGUGGUGGAGCGAGUCCGGCCCGUACCCCAUAAGUGGCGGGAAGAUAUUGAGGCUCAGCUUCGGGAGAUGGAGGAACUCGGGGUCAUCAAAAGGUCGACGUCGGCCUGGCGAUUUCCCUGUGUUUAUGUCCCUAAGAAGAAUGGGAAGGUUCGCAUGUGUGUAGACUACCGCAGGUUGAAUCAGGCCUGUCACACAGAAGCGUAUCCGGUACCGAGGCCUGACGACGUCCAGGAGCACCUUUGUCAUGCCAGAGUGUUCUCUACCCUAGAUCUGCGUAGUGGGUAUUGGCAACUUCCGGUGAGGCCCGAGGAUCAGCACAAAACGGCUUUUUGCCCAGGGCCUGGGUUCCCUUUGUAUGAAUGGUGUCGCAUGCCGUUCGGCCUGGCUUCGGCCCCGGCCACCUUUCAAAGGUUAAUGGAUAUG